AUGGGAAAUUCCAAAUCUAAAGAGAUCACUAAACAUGCAAAGGUUGCUUUCACACCUGAAUAGCUGUAAUAAUUAGAAAAGUUGUUUGCAGGACUAAAUGGAGGCAAAGAUCUUGUGGAAAGAUCUUUUCUACCUCACUUCCCUGAAAAUCCAGACUUUUCGAUCAAGUUGUUCAAUUGGAUGGUCGAAAGAAGUCCGAAUCACUCAGUUGAUUAUGCUAACUUUGUUGCAUUAUGUAAGUUCUAGUUAACAUUUUAGUGGAGUUGCUACUUAAGGAAUUGAAGGAUUACUAUCUAAGUGACUAUAAGUUUAGAAAUUUAGAAAAGUUUGAAUUGUUUGCCUUGAUCAGUUUGGAGUGUUUGGAAAAUGAUAAGGAUUCCAUUAACAGGUAGUUAAUUAAUGGUAGUUAUUUUAGAUUUGCUGUAUCAUACUCUUAAGGGAGCAUUGUUAUAAGGGAAUUAUUGAAUAUCUAUUCUGGAGGUUAAAUAACUAAUUCAUAGAGAAAUGAUUUGGCUGCCAGAUCAGUUACAAAUACUAUAUUUGAUCAAAAAGAUGAAAUGCCAUUCAAUCAAUUUGUAAGUAUGGCCAAAGCUUAGUUGAUCUAUGCUAACAGACUGUGCAAAUAUUAUUUUAAUAUGAAAUUUCUGGGAGAACAAACUCAAAUUCAAAUACCAAGAUUGAACACUUCCAGUUUUAUCUUGAAUGAUUAAGUGUUAGCCUUACUUUAAUUGAGUUCUCCUGAUUUCAGUAAAAUCAAAUAAUUAUAAUUACAAUUUUCAUCUUCAGUAAGUGAGGAUGAUUUGGAUCACAUUGCAGAUAUUGUAAUAAAUGCUUAGAAACCAUUGUUGUUCAUAUUUAGAAAUAGAGAAGAUGAAUGUAAAUUAUUAUUAUUAUCAAUCUUAUUAAGCAUAAAAUGACACUUUUCAACAACAAGUCUUUGGAGCUUAUAUUUCAAUUGAUCCAACACUUGAAACUCAUCAUAUUAGGAGAAAGUUGAAGGAUCCCAUGAAUAUCCUCUAUAGUGAUAGUGAUCCCAAGAGCUUGUAUUUCGGUGAUGAAAAGAGCUUCCUCUUCUCACUACUUCCAAAAUAUCAGCUAUUUAUGAGUACCUUUGAUCAGAGGUCAAAAUAAUGUUUUGCUUAUAUAAACAAUAAAUCAUUUAGGAAUGAUCAACCAUUGGGAUUAGCAUUUGGUGGAGAUGGGAAAGGAAACCAUAGAAUUUGGCUUGAUGAAAACCUUAAAGGAAAUGCCACUUGCAGAAUUAAUAACUAAUGUGAUCUCACUUAUGAGAUGGGCUAUCUAUUAGAACCACAUAUUGAAUUCUUAAAUGUAUGCCAAUUCUAUUUAAUCUAUUAGUUAACUUGCAUUGAAGUUUGGAGUGUUGAAGAGAAAGAAACCAAUCCAAUUUUAUAGAGUAAGAUCAUUGAAGCAGGAAAGGAAGAUAUACAAUAAAAGGAUGUUGAACAACAGAAAUAAAGUGUUAUUGAGUAAAAAUGAUAGAGG
Molecule: messenger RNA, 1503 nt
Organism: Paramecium octaurelia
Lineage: Eukaryota; Ciliophora; Oligohymenophorea; Peniculida; Parameciidae
Source: the annotation of a GenBank genome assembly